AUGUCUGAGAGUGUUAAUUUCCAGAGUGUGUAUUCUCAAAGUGCGAUUUCGUCUUCGUCGGACGACAAUGGUGUUCUUUGCGAUUGUAAACGCAAAGCUAAGGUGGUCAGAGCUUGGACUCGGGAAAACCCAGGUCGUAGGUUCUAUGGUUGCAGUGGUUAUCGAGUUGGGAAUGGGUGUGAGUCUUGCAACUUCUUUCGUUGGUACGAUGUGGAGAAACCACAUGGAUGGCAACAUCUUGCGUUACAAGAGGCGAGAGACAUAAUUCGGGAACAAAAAGCAGAGAUAGCAAAUCUAAGGACCAAGAAGGAGAAAGAUGAACAAUGUGAAGCUCUCAAAAGGGAAGUGUUGAUCCUAAAUGAGAGGAGUUAUGUGCUUCGUAAUGUUCUUGUCGCUUCAGCUGUUGGAUUUGGUGUGGCUGUUGGAGGGAUAAUGGUGAUGUCGAAGUGGUGA
This is a messenger RNA of Eruca vesicaria subsp. sativa (arugula), 453 nucleotides long. NCBI's taxonomy places the organism in Eukaryota, Viridiplantae, Streptophyta, Magnoliopsida, Brassicales, Brassicaceae. The record is from the annotation of a GenBank genome assembly.